GGAAGCUGAAGGUCUUCUCGGUGUCGGCGCGGGGCGCGCAGUGGUCCAGCUGGUAGAUGAGCCCGCCCGCCUUGUUCACCACGUACACGCUGAAGAUCGCCAUGGCGGCCGCCGCGCCGGAAGUGGCGUCACGCCGUCGCGCCGGAAGCCGCGCCCCCUCGGAGCACGGGGCUUCCCCACGCCGCGCGCCAGGCGCUUCCUUUCUCGGGCGACAUCUUGGGAAGCAGCCGCGCCAUGCCGCCCAAAGACGACAAGAAGAAGAAGGACGCGGGCAAGUCCGCCAAGAAGGACAAGGACCCGGUGAACAAGUCGGGCGGCAAGGCCAAGAAGAAGAAGUGGUCCAAGGGGAAAGUGCGAGACAAGCUGAACAACCUGGUGCUGUUCGACAAGGCCACGUACGACAAGCUGUGCAAAGAGGUGCCCAACUACAAGCUCAUCACGCCCGCGGUCGUCUCGGAGAGGCUGAAGAUCCGGGGCUCGCUGGCCAGGGCUGCGCUGCAGGAGCUGCUUGGCAAAGGUUUGAUCAAGCUGGUGUCCAAACACCGCGCCCAGGUGAUCUACACCAGGAACACGAAGGGAGGGGACGCGCCGGCGGCCGGGGAGGACGCGUAGGGAGUUCUAAACUGGUGCCUGAGAGAGAACGUUCAAGUCAGGACACAGCAGCCUCAGACAGAGGCAACGAACGCUGCGGAGUGGUUCAGAACAGCGGCUCCGUUGCCUUCUGUUAUCUCGGGAGCUGUAGCGUCUCUCCAGCUGACGCGCGUUUCUGGCGUGUUGAAAGGCGCCAGCGGGACCGCGCGCGGCGACCUCGGUGCCGCACACGCCUCGCGAAGCCUCCGCGACCGCGCUGCGCCGCCCGUCAGCGUCGCGCAGCUCUCCCGCGCGGGAGGACGUCUCCCAGCGCCCGCUCCGUGACCAAACCCUGCGCUCGGCACCGGUACCCGGCGCUUACCGGGACUGCCAGCGCCUGCCGUGGUUCCACACCCGCCCGAAGGACGGCAGCCAGCCGGUGCCCGUCUCAGAAGUAUGGUCAAAGUUGGCGCCCACGCGCUCCGCCGGCAGCUUUUUCAGCUUCUGCUUCUCCCCUUAAGAAAAUAUUUCAUUCAGCAAAAGUUUCUCAGCUGAAUUGCCUUUGAUCGGUGUGGUAAAGCGAACGUAAGGCUGACUGAAAUGUAUACAGGCUGCUCACUUUGCUUAAGAAAUUCCUCAUACGAA
Messenger RNA from Columba livia (rock pigeon), 1215 nucleotides. It is a transcript of the gene RPS25, whose product is annotated as ribosomal protein S25. Gene Ontology annotation, molecular function: structural constituent of ribosome. The transcript is spliced from 5 exons. Bases 235 to 612 code for a protein of 125 amino acids. The record is from RefSeq and is a predicted model, not a curated record. Gene Ontology annotation, cellular component: cytosolic small ribosomal subunit. Lineage: Eukaryota; Metazoa; Chordata; Aves; Columbiformes; Columbidae.